GCAUGCCGUUCCAGGCAGCCUGUUGGUUCUGAAGUUUCGUAAUGGCCAUGUCGGAGCACUGCACGCAACCAGGUGUGUGACUGCGUCAGGGAGCAUGGUUGUGCAUUCAAAUCCCAGCUGUGAGAAUGCUCGGCCCAUCAUCCCUCUGAGACCAAUACAAUUACUACUAAUUUGUGGAAGUCAACAGUGUUUCGCCUAUUGAUAGUCCCGACCCCUUAGGAGGAAUGUGGAAUUUGCACCGCUGGCGUAAGGACUUCAACAAAGCGUCCGGACCGACGUCGCCCCUGUCCCGCCCGCCCUUGGCGCGGCCGUUCGAGUCGGCCGAGCUGGAGAUGGAGCGUGCGGCCUCGCGUCGACACUCGCACAGCUGCAUCCCCGAGCCACCGCCACCGACGCUGGUGCCCCAUUCGUACCGGCGGAGACCGUCGGCACCGGCCAACCGCGAAACGUGGGACGGCUUCCCCCGCUCACCGGUCUCCUCGCUGGCAGACGGCAUGCUGGAUAAACUCGACCUUUACGGGGACGAGGAUUCAGAAGACACGGUGUACACGCGCUUCAUGAAGGCGCACAGAUGUUACGACAUCAUCCCAACCAGCUCCAAGCUUGUGGUGUUUGACGUCUCGCUGCAGGUCAAAAAGGCCUUCUUUGCCCUGGUGGCCAAUGGAGUGAGGGCUGCACCAUUGUGGGACAAUCACAGGCAGGCCUUCGUGGGAAUGCUGACUAUAACAGACUUCAUCAACAUCCUUCACAGAUAUUACAAGUCUCCACUGGUACAGAUCUACGAGCUGGAGGAACACAAGAUCGAGACGUGGAGAGAGUUGUACCUCCAAGAUUCCUUCAAGCCCCUGGUGAACAUCCCUCCCCACGCCAGCCUCUUCGAUGCUGUCAACUCGCUCAUCAAGAACAAGAUUCACCGGCUCCCCGUUGUCGACCCCGUGACAGGAAACGCGCUCUACAUCCUCACGCACAAGCGCGUGCUGCGAUUCCUCACGCUUUUCAUGUCAGAGAUGCCACAGCCUCCGUUCAUGAAGCACUCCCUGGAGGAGCUCGGUAUCGGCACCUUCCGGGACAUUGCCAUCAUCCACCCCGGAACGCCUGUCAUCUGUGCCCUCUCCCUGUUUGUGGAGCGACGAGUCUCGGCCCUUCCUGUCGUCGAUUCUUCUGGAAAGGUUGUGGACAUCUACUCCAAGUUUGAUGUCAUUAACUUGGCAGCGGAGAAGACCUACAACAACCUGGACGUGACGGUGACGCAAGCACUGCGGCACCGCUCACAGCACUUCGAGGGUGUCAUGACGUGUAGGCGUAACGAGCAGCUGCAGACCAUCGUCGACCGGCUUGUGAAGGCAGAGGUUCAUCGUCUGGUGGUGGUGAACGAGAGCGAUGUUGUAGAAGGAAUAGUGUCACUUUCAGACAUCUUGCAAGCGCUGGUGCUCACUCCCGCAGAUAAUGACAAGGAGAAAUAGCGGCACCGCCUCUGCAAAGUGGAUGGCUUUCCAUCCCUGUCACCGAUGCACCACCUCUGCUGUCAAGGGAUAGCCGUGGUUUUGAGUUUUUUAAUUUUAAUUAUAUUUUUCCAAUGAGACCUUAUCAAAGGCUUGAAGAAGGGACAGCCUCAUGUUAUAUAUCUCUAUACUGUAUUUAGGAGGGACGUACGCUGAGACGGGCAGUUUGACGUAGACAAAUGGAUGUACAGACAGGCGAAUGGACAGAUUGUGAGACUUUAAGACACAUGGACGGGCAGAUAUGGAUGUAGACAAAGCAAUAGAUGGAUGCCGACAUUUGGCUGAUUGAUGGACCAAUGAAAUAGUUGGACGGACAGGUAAAUGGAUGAUUACAGCACUAGAUAUAUUUACGGACACAUUAGCCCGAUAUGCAUAACAGACAAGACCGAGAUAAAAUGGACAGUCAGACAGUGAGAGAAGAUGGUGCAACAGAUUGACAGACCAACUUAAGGACCUACAGACGCACAUAUAAAUUGACCUGCACGUAUUUGAAUAACUAUACAGAGUCAAUGACAGGGGCAGCUGAUGUCCCAUAAAGUCAAUGAAGAUGCACGCACGGACAAACAGACGGACAGACAUUGGGACAGAUGGACAAAGGGGAUAACGGAGAGAGCAAGUUGAGAUUGAGAGUGACCUGGCAAGGAGCUGAGGCCUCGUGAUGCAAUCGUCACUGGGAAUUUGGCCUUGGGGGAUGAGGUGUUCUUCAGCUGUUCGUCUGUUGCCGUUGACGUCAUUAUUUAUUUCCGUUAUCCGCGAUUGAUUACCAUGUUUGUUAUUACGAUGUACUUGAUGUGUUGCUCCCGUUUAGUAGGCAUGUGACGAUUCAUUGCUCGGUUGGUUAACAUCGAUUCAGAAUGCUCGCAUGGAGGUGUGCGUUUGUAAGCAGAGCUGCCUCAUCACGAAGUGGGACCCGUGUGUAGAUGAGAUGGGGGAGGGGGGGGAGACUGGGCUUAGAGACGUAUAGAUACGUGAAAACAACCGCAUGAAUAGACGUAGAUAGACACGAAGUUGACAGACGCAGACUCUUUAAAAAGACACUCGCAUGAACAUGGCUUCAUGGACGCAGAAGGUGACGGUCAAAAAUAGAGUUGCAGAAGGAAUACUGCAAAGAUUGAGAAAAACCACGCACAAAAACUCGUAACAGAUUGAGAGGCACACAGACUAUAACAUUAUUUUGGGGCCUUCAAGGUGUAAAAGCCUGGCACCCAUGCAUGCAAGCAUUUAUUCGUUCAGAUGUGCAAAUUGUGAUAGCUCUGUCGAUUCACCUUGCUCUCUUAUAGGAUCGCACACGUAUCGCAAGUGCAAAGAGUGGGUCGGAUCCGGACUCUGAAUCGUGAUAAUUGCGGGCAAAUUGUUACAUCCCUACUGUUGAAGGAUAUUGUCAUCUUGAUUUUUGUAUCAUUCUAAUCAUUGUUAGUCAUUGUGAUGAUUGUUACACACUUUCAUUAUUGUUCACGUGUUAGUGUAUUUAUGUUGUCACCAUUGUUAUUUUACCAUCGUUAUGCAUUUGGGUAUGAUACAAUGCUCUCAAGGGUCAUUGUUGUUUGUGUCAAUAUUGUAAUUGUCAUUUUAAACGCUGUUAAUGCUGGUAUUGCAUUGUUUCAUCAUGUUGCUGUUGUUGAGAGGCUGUAUAGUCUGUGUGGUGGUUAACGCAACAAUGUGGGGAUGUUAAUACAAUGGUGGCGGAGAUGACCGUGCCACCCAUGACAAUGAUAACCAUUAAAAUAAUGAAGAUUACGAUUGUGAGAAUGAUAAUAACGAAGAUGGCAACGGUGGUGGUGACCCCACUACGAUGACGAUUAUAUUCCGUGACGGUGGAUGAUAACGAUCGAGACGCCACAAUGCUGACCGUGGAAGAUUGACUUUUUAAUUACGACCACGAUUGUGAUGAUGAAAUUACAUUGCAUUGCUGGUGAUAACGUCAAUGAUAAGCAUCACGAGUGGCAUCAAUAGACAGGACUGUCGAUGACAUGAAUGCGCCGAGGCUGAUAUAUGCAAUAGACAUUUCCAUUCAGCCGUAAUCGACAUGAAAUGAUCAAUGAGAUCAGUUAUCACAAAAAAGUACCGAUGCACGAUGGCAAUUACAAUGAUAUGGAUAACAACGUUGAUAAGUAGCAAGGUUGUUGGAACUAGUCGCAUACAAAAGCCAGUUGAUGACUGCUCAUUAAUUAUAUUUGUGGCAUGACAGUGACCAUUAAUGAAUGAAAACUUGCUGCCAACAGACUUAAGGACGAUGAUGCUGAUAUUGGAAGAUCAACCACGCCAUCACCAUGAGCGCUGUGAUGGUCCUGAGAAUUGGACAUCAAAAUUGAUCAGCGUUAUUAACAAUAGACAGCUUUGUAACAAUGGUUAUGGCAGGAGUUGGUGAUGAUUGCGAUGCUUCCUAUUUGCACACCUGCCUUUAAAUCUGACCAUAAAGUUGGCAAAGAGCAGAACACUGUUGGAACUUGAUUUAUUCUUGUAGAUAAACUUAAUGGUUAAUUUGUUACUGGGUUUUUUUAAAUUGUAUGUUAUUUUUAUUGUUGCUGUUGAUGAUUUCCUUGUGUUUUUUUUAUAUUGUUUUGAGUUAACAGCAGAGUGAAUGCUGAUAUAGCGUUCGAUAAUGGAGGUUUGUUAAAUGCGUUAGUUUUAGAAUAACACCGAAAAAAAUGUUAAAGGGCGUUAUGCAUUUUGAUGGUAAUAUUUUCCAUGGUCUUGCAUUACAUUUAUUUGGGUUUUUUGUUAUAAAUAAAUUAGUUUUACAAAUUCUACCUUUGCAAAAACAGGCAAAUUGUUUUUAAAAAAGGUGACAUUACAAAACACUAGAAAACAUGAAUGUUCAUACCACAUCGUGGGCCGCAGAAUUAAGCAGUGCCUAAAAAAAACAUGAGAAUUAAUAAUAUCCGCUGGAAUUUAUACGAUCUAAUCUGCAUUAUAAGAGUAAAUAUCAAACCGAGGCAUCGUUUGUCGAUUAAAUUUGACCAAAUAAAAAAAGAACCCCUUCCCAGCCUAACAAGGAGUACAUUGUAAUGACGCACAUUUAAUAAUCAAAAUUAAACCUCAAGUUUCCCGCCCUCCCCCGUUAGAAACAGGAUUACCGUUUUUUUAAGUGGAUUUAACCCAAUGUCCAACAAUACUGUAGGUGAGCUGGUACAGCACUUGGCCAGAAUUGCCAAGAUCCCAAGUUUGUAUCCAGGUGGCGAACACCUGCAAUUAAACCAUCCGUGCAUAGUAAGCAGACGAUGUUUGUCCCCCCCCCCCCCCCCCCCCAUUAGAAACAUGUGACUUCACAACACAAUAUAUAUUAGCCCCCCUCCCACGUAAUUUAAGCCUACCUCAACCGAUGGCUAAACUUCACAAACGAAAUCCCAGGAGCGACACUCACGGCGAAGCUCUCUUUUAUUGCAGAGCAUGGCGACGCAGUCGUCGUCAUCUUUGGUGAGGAAGGCUCAAGAUGGCAAUGCAGUCGUCAUCUUGGGUGAGGAAGGUCCAAGAUGGCGACACAGUCGUCAUCUCGGGUGAGGAAGGCCCAAGAUGGCGACGCAGUCAUCUCGGGUGAGGAAGGCCCAAGAUGGCGACACAGUCGUCAUCUUGGGUGAGGAAGGCCCAAGAUGGCGACGUCAUCUUGGGCGAGGAAGGCCCAAGAUGGCGACGCAGUCGUCAUCUCGGGUGAGGAAGGCCCAAGAUGGCGACGCAGCCGUCAUCUUGGGUGAGGAAGGCCCAAGCAAACCACCGAGUUCCUGAAGACGAUUGUGUCAGACUUGACGAUUGUGUCAGACUCCACAUUCACCACGUGGGGGGGACGGGUCGCAUAAAUACGUCGCCUUGUCUCGUGUGACACCAAUCCAAUAGCACGAUUGGAUACGUGUUAAAAAAUGGGAAAUGUCAAAAUAAUUCAGUGAAAAUUAAAAAAACAAAGCGUCGCUCCAGAUAUUAAGUCUGAUUGAGAUUGUGGUCUCGGUGGAGGCUGCGGUGUCCACGCAGUGCUGUGGUGGUGCCAAGCGUCGUGCGAGGCAUGAUGGGAGAGGGGGUGAUCUCAUGGUCACAAUCUGAAGCUUUUGCCGUCCAGAAUUCACCUUCCGCGUGUAUGGUUAUCGUUGCUCGCUUCAAGGCUGGGUCGUACGAUGCGUAUUCAUGGAACAUGUAAUUCCGUAGCAUGGUGUUGUGUACGUUUGUUACUUAAUCACAAGGUGUGCCGAUUGUGUGUGUGUGUGAACUGGCCAUUCCAUUUGCUAAUGCAGUUUCACGCAUCUUGCACAGCAGAUCGCUUAUUUGGGAACCGCAUUUUAAAUGAAUGAACAGCCCAUAAAGCAGCGCACAAUAAAUAAUGAUAAUCCUACUGCAUACGUUUCCACGCUUGUGUGGUGCAGCUCCGAUGUGUUUGCGGGUUGCACUUUGUGUUGUUUGGUGCCAUGUCCGACGUUUCGCUCAAACGUGCUGGGAGCGUGUGGAGCGAAACCGUUGGAUAUCGUGCCGAUCAAACGACACAACUUCAAAGUGAUUUUGCUCACCGAGUGUCUUGCAUUGUUUUCACCGAUUGCUCAUUGGAUAUUAUUUUUUUGCAUAGUAGAGGAAACUGAAACACCCAGGCGAAAACCCCAUGCUCAUGAGCGUACAUGACGGAAAGUUCCGUACAGGUAGGUGAGCUACCACCUACUUGCUGUACUACAGUCUCCUACAAGCCGCCCUGUGGCCUUACGGAUUUGAGGUCUUGCUCACGUGAUCGUCUGUCGAAGCCUCCAAGACACUGCAUUACAAAUUUCGUGUUUAAUGUUUGUCACAUUAUCCAUGCGUGCCGAUUACCAAUUCGCUUAAAAGCCAAGCGGGUUCGAGCCUGGAUUUGUCGUCAGAGGCUCUGGGUGGCAUGCAGGAGGGCAGUGCAGAAAGGAAAAAAAAACAUUCUUGCACUCUUAUGCUUCUACAUCAAAGCCCUUUCUGCCUUCACAAAGCCACACUGACCAGCGUGGUGAAGUAUGGUUAAAUAGCCCCUAUUACCUGCACGGGAAGAGGCCCUCAUCCGGUAAUGGGUCGACAAAAGGGCUGUGCGCUACGAACAUGUUUGGAGAUGGUAUUGAAAGGUGUCCCUGUAAAAAAAGGCAGUACAGCAAGGAGGUUAUUCAAUGCAUAUUGUGCUUCAUUAGCAUUAAGUGGGGGUUUCCUUUGAUUUUUUUGUCUGGGUAUGCCGUUUCUACCAAAGUGCAAAAAAAUACUUCACGAGUAGGUAACUAAAAGGGAGUGUUCUAAAAUCAUAAGCCUCCUGAAAAAGCCUUGAUACUCAAUUGUUGCAACGAAACUUGUGUUGAAAGGAAAAGCCACUUGGCACCAAGCAUUCACUCGGCAGUGGACAGAGCGUGGCCGAUCUCAAGUGCUUGUGACCCCCAAAACCAUUUGUGAGGGCAUGGCAGUGGGACACCCAAAAGGUCGAUAACGAUGCGAGGCCGGGCCAUGUGACUUCGAGAGUUGGCACACAAAUUAUCACUAGCCAGGAAGGCCUCAAAUUAUCCCUUUGGUUUGGAGACCUUUAAUUUGGCUUUCAAAGCCACACACGUCGGCCUUGUGGAGACAAGUGGCAGGUUAGUUUGGAAGACCAAGUUCACUCACGGCCUCAUGGUUUGGCUUUGAAACCCUUAUAAUUGGCUGGGCAGGCCUUGUGCUUGGUUGGAUGGUUGUCAUGUUACAGGCGAGGCGGCCUCAGCUGCUUAGGCGGCCGUACCUUUGAUGGGAAAUGCCUCAAAUGCGAGUUUGGAAUAUCUCAAGGUUGCCUUGGAAGCUUGAAGCUCCAGGGAAUUAUUCCAGCAAGUCCGGUCCCAUAUACACACUGCAAUUCGUUUGUCCGUGUUUGUUUUGUCGUUUUCCCUUCAUCCCCUCAUCCUCCCUUGAACAUGAAGCAAGGAAAACGUUGCGUCGUCGUCGUCCCCCCCAAAUCAAAGCCAAAAUUGCAAUGUUAAAUAAACGAGACUGCAUGCAGUCAAUGGCA
Molecule: messenger RNA, 7458 nt
Organism: Petromyzon marinus (sea lamprey)
Lineage: Eukaryota; Metazoa; Chordata; Hyperoartia; Petromyzontiformes; Petromyzontidae
Product: 5'-AMP-activated protein kinase subunit gamma-2-like
Biological process (GO): protein phosphorylation; regulation of catalytic activity
Cellular component (GO): nucleotide-activated protein kinase complex; cytoplasm; nucleus
Molecular function (GO): AMP binding; protein kinase regulator activity; protein kinase binding
Source: RefSeq, a predicted model, not a curated record